Molecule: messenger RNA, 2336 nt
Organism: Cyprinodon variegatus (sheepshead minnow)
Lineage: Eukaryota; Metazoa; Chordata; Actinopteri; Cyprinodontiformes; Cyprinodontidae
Product: drebrin-like protein B
Exons: 15
Coding region: 82-1560 (492 amino acids)
Biological process (GO): postsynaptic actin cytoskeleton organization; regulation of actin filament polymerization; positive regulation of dendritic spine morphogenesis
Cellular component (GO): lamellipodium; postsynaptic membrane; site of polarized growth
Molecular function (GO): actin filament binding
Source: RefSeq, a predicted model, not a curated record
CAGAGUUUCUUAUUUCCCAAACUAUUUCUCUCAAUCUUCUGAAAGCAUCAGCUUGUUUGGAGUUUGAAGACCUGGAACACGAUGGCAGUUAACCUGAGUAAAAACGGUCCUGCUCUGACGGCCGCCUAUAAGAAGGUGGUGGAUGCUAAGUCGGACACAGACUGGGCUCUGUUCACCUAUGAAGGCAACAGCAAUGACCUCCGACUGGUAGAGACAGGAGGUGGAGGGUUGGAGGAGCUGGUGGAGGAGCUGAACUCUGGGAAAAUCAUGUAUGCAUUCUGUCGAGUCCCAGACCCCAAUUCAGGUCUUCCUAAAUAUGUCCUUAUAAACUGGACUGGUGAAGGCGUGAAGGACUCUCGUAAAGGCAUGUGCGCCAACCACCUGAGCUCCAUUGCAAAUUUUUUGAAGGGAGCCCAUGUGACUAUAAACGCGCGUACAGAGGAGGACGUGGAGCCAGAAACGAUCCUAAACAAAGUGGCCAAAGCUUCUGGAGCCAACUAUAACUUCCACAAACAGCAAAACUACAUAGAUCCCCCGAGGGAGCAAGUGGGUUCUGUCUACAGAAAAAUCAACGCUGUAGUGGAGAUCCAACAAACCAACAAGGAUAACUUCUGGGACCAGACUCAGAGGGAUGAAGAGGUAUGGCGAAAGGAGGAGAGCAGGAGAGCGGAGCAGGAAAGGCAGAAGCUGGAGAGGGAGAGGAGGGACUUGGAUGAGAAACAGGCGAAGGAGAGGGAGAGGAGAGCAAAGGAGAGAACGCAGCAGAUUGAACAACAGCAGAUGCUUGAGAAAAAGAAAGAAGAGGAAGAAAAAGAAAGGGAGCUACUCCAACUGAAUCAGCAGGAAAACACAAGGAAGGUAACAGGAAUCAACGCUGCAGCAUCUGUUCAGAAAGCUAACGAGGCAAAGUCAUUGAUUUCUCAGAGAUCGUUUAAUCCCAGAGACAUAUUCAAACAGAAGGAGCAGAGCUUUGAAGUCAAUAACAAAACACCUCCUGCUGCAUCCCGACCUGGGAAGCUGCAAAGCACAUGGCUGAAAUCCUUUGAGACUCAAACUCAGGUGGAGCCUCAGAGUCCCACUCCAGAGCAAAAGUCUCUUUCACUGAAUUCCUUUUCUUCCGGCACAUCUGACCUGUCUGCGUUUCCUGCUGCGGUUGUCUCCCCCACACCCCCACAGACCACAGGCCUAGAUGAGCAACCUGAAGAGGAGGCUGAAUGGUCAGAUGAGUUUGAUGAUGAUGCAGAUGAACAUACUCCAGUGGGAAGUCCAGUUCAGUACGAUCUGUACCAGGCACCAGAUCCAGUACAGUCUGCUGAGAAUCUGUAUGAAGAUUUUUACCAGGAUACAACUGAGGCUGAGGAGGCUGCUAACAAUGGCAAGGGGUGCAGGGCUCGAGCUCUCUACGACUAUCAGGCUGCUGAUGACACUGAGAUCACCUUUGACCCUGAUGACAUCAUAACAGAUAUUGAAAUGCUGGAUGAAGGCUGGUGGAGAGGUUAUGGACCUGAUGGACAUUAUGGCUUGUUCCCUGCCAACUAUGUGGAGGUCAUCUCUGACUAACCCUGAAAAUAACAUCGAUGAUCAUCUCAGUGCAAUUUUUUUCCUCACACUGUAAUUUGUUUCCCAUCACAUUUGGAAAAUAAAACAACAAAAAAUGUUGCCAACCAUGAAUGCUGCCUUUGCCUGAAAUGUUUCUCUUAUUUUUUUGUUUUUUUACUGGGCUUCUGUUUAGCCAACAUUUCUAAUAUUUCACCUCAAGUCUUCAAUGCGAUGACAGCCUAUUAUACAGCGAAUGUUUCAGAACAGAUCCAGAACCAAAAUGCAGCUCAGCUCACACUGUGAAUCAGAAGUCAGUUGUAUUUCCAAAGGAAUGUCAGGGGUUUGCAUUUAAUGCACAGUCUUAGAAAGUGUUGGAGUGACGUAAACUCUGAGGUGAUAGCGCUCAUUUGAUUUGCUUGUUGAAGCCGGUGGACAAUCAAGAUCCAGAAUGUAAAACACUGUUUACACCAGGUUAUUCCUUCCUAUGGAGCUGUACAUGAAAAUGGUUUAAACUAAUCUCGAUACAGGCUUUUCACUUUCUGGACCUGGACUGCCAACUUCUAAUGGUGCAUUCACACAAAAGAAAUACAACUGGUUAGCAAAUCUGUAUGGCAACUUCACUAGGAAUGAGACAAAAUAAACCCAUGCCUCCCUCUGGGGUUCUGUAACCCAUCAGAGUUUUCCAUUGGGCACCAGAAUGAGGGAGAGGGUUGGCUGGCUGGGGCUCGCUCUGCAGCCAAUGUAGGAGAACUUAUGAUAAAUAAUUCCUCUAAAGUGAAAUCAAAACAGCUUUUUUU